AUGGCACCAAAGGCUGGAGUAUCAGCCGCAGAGAAGCAACGCCGUAUCCUGGCUUACCUUCAAGCAUCACGAACAUGCCACACCCUCAAGGACUUGGAAAAAACACUCCCGCCAGUUGCAUCAAUCAACGGUAUGCAGGUCAAGGAGCAUAUCCAAGCAUUGAGUGACGAAGGCCAACUCCACGUCGAAAAGAUUGGCAGUGGGAAUUGGUACUGGGCAUGGGGCGGUGAAGAGAAGAAAGCUCGCGAGAAAACAAUAGACACCUUGGAUAAGGAGGUAGAGAAAUUGCUGAAGUCAACAGGGGACCUGGAAAGCAAGAUUAUGGCACUCAAGGAAGAACAACGCCUAGAGGACGCAAAUAACCGUAAUGGGAGUCGGGAAGAUAAUGAGAGGGAAAGAAUAGCGUUGAUGAAGAAGAAGGACCAGCUUGAAACUGAAAUCGCGUGUCUGGAGAGCAGCAUCAAGCAACGGUCUGAAGGGGAUGGUCCGAGCUCAAUUGCGCAAAAGGAGACAGAUAUUGCAAGAUGGAAGCAAGAAGCACAGAUGUGGACGGAUAAUAUCUAUAUCCUAGAGGAAUAUCUGAAAAGGUUAACAAAUGGAGAUAGGGAGGUUUUGGACGCUGUGAGGAGAGAAUGCUAUGGCCUUGCGUAUGUUGAGGGAGAAGGAUUAGCAGAUCUCGAUAUCUGA
Trichophyton benhamiae CBS 112371 is the source of this 687-nucleotide messenger RNA. Its product is annotated as GAJ protein, putative. Gene Ontology annotation, molecular function: double-stranded DNA binding. The record is from RefSeq and is a predicted model, not a curated record. Gene Ontology annotation, biological process: reciprocal meiotic recombination. The transcript has 2 exons. Lineage: Eukaryota; Fungi; Ascomycota; Eurotiomycetes; Onygenales; Arthrodermataceae. Bases 1 to 687 code for a protein of 228 amino acids.